This is a messenger RNA of Quercus lobata, 512 nucleotides long. RefSeq lists its product as uncharacterized. The record is from RefSeq and is a predicted model, not a curated record. The transcript has 2 exons. Lineage: Eukaryota; Viridiplantae; Streptophyta; Magnoliopsida; Fagales; Fagaceae. The coding region runs from base 49 to 450 and encodes 133 amino acids.
UUGACCAUUUUCUCUUCUACAAAAUCACUCACACAUAGAAACACAACAAUGGCGUCAAAAACCCUAUCCCGAACCGGAGCGUCGCUGGUGAACCGGUUUUUGUCGAACCCGUUUCUCCGGCAGAGUCGGAACACGAAUCCGAAUCAGCGGAUCGUAUCUCAGGGCCUCGAUGUCACUCCGAAGCUAUUCCCAUCGCUCUCCAAGUUCGAAAACUCACUCCACUUGCCUCAGUACCAAAACGACGCCGAAUCGAUCCGAAAGGUCGCCUCCGAAGGCUUCGUAUACCCCUCUGGCCUCCCUUCUCUCAGCUUCUACUUGCCGGAAGGGUUUCAUGAAGGUGGAAGCCACGAGAUAAAAUAUGUCUAUUUCAAGAAAAUAAUUUCAAAUUCACAAGGCGAUAGAAUUUGGAAUUUACCAGAAAAGAGAGACAAAUGUCUGUAUUUUUAUUAAUAUGAAAAGUGCAGUGUUUUGGAGGCUACACUGAAUUUGAAUAGUAAAAAAAAAAAAAAAAA